This is a messenger RNA of Penicillium pulvis, 1536 nucleotides long. Its product is annotated as glycoside hydrolase family 88 protein. The coding region runs from base 1 to 1536 and encodes 511 amino acids. The transcript is spliced from 3 exons. Gene Ontology annotation, biological process: polysaccharide catabolic process. Gene Ontology annotation, molecular function: chondroitin hydrolase activity. The record is from RefSeq and is a predicted model, not a curated record. NCBI's taxonomy places the organism in Eukaryota, Fungi, Ascomycota, Eurotiomycetes, Eurotiales, Aspergillaceae.
AUGCUCACCUCCCCCUCUCAACCCGUCAAUAAAAUUGACUUUGAUGAGAAGAUGGUGGUCCAACUACCCGAAUGUUCCUUAGCAUGGGCAGAUAGUCUCCAACCUGCCGAUACCAAAGUCACGGGCCCACCGCUAACAGCUUGUCCACCCGUCGUGGAGGUAGCCGAGCUUGAGGAGCUAUACAGCGAGAAUGUUGUCGCCAAGAUUUGGAGAACUGCAGAUUCAUUUAUCAAGGAACAUAUGGCUUACCAUGGAUUAUCAAUGCAGCCAUCUUUCGAUGCGUACCCAGAGCAUGUUCCCGAAUCAGGUCCUGGUGCCGGAACAUACGAGGCAAAGCCAGCCAGAUUUUGGACCUGUGGCUUUUUCCCUUCGAGCUUAUACUGUAUCCUUGAGCGCUACACCAAAUUUCCGAAUCGCACUCCCUUUUCAGCCCUGCCAUCAGACAAUAUUAGCUCCCCGGAUUCGUCCUACCACGCCCAGCUCUUGGGCCUCUGCCGCGCGUGGUCUGCACCACUGCGUGCCCAGGCGUCAAGAACCGAUACUCAUGACUUGGGAUUCAUGAUGCAUUCCCUGCGCAUGGACUGGGAGCUCACCGGCGACCCUUCCAGCCUGAAAGCUUACAUCACAGCUGCCAACAGCCUGGCAAGUCGGUUCGAUGAGCGAGUCGGGGCAAUUCGUAGCUGGGACCAAAUCAAGAGGCUCAACUUCGAGGUACAUGACAAAGAGAACAAUUUCUUGAUAAUUGUGGAUAGCAUGUGCAACAUGGACUUGCUAUUCUACUCCGCCUAUCACAGCCAAACCCCACGUCUCGCUGCCAUCGCUAAAGAGCAUGCCCAAACAGUCAUGGCAACACUCAUUCGCCCGGAUGACUCUACUUGGCACGUAGCCAACCUCGACCAACACGCACCCCAGAAAGGUACCGUUAAGUAUCGCAUGACCCACCAGGGACUCGCAGAUGACUCAACCUGGUCGCGUGGUCAGGCCUGGGUAGUGCUCGGGUUCGCGCAGACCUACAUGUGGACUGGCGAUGUUGAGUUCCUCUCCGCCUGCGUUCGCCUUACCGAACAUUUUCUCGCCCGACUGCGAGACUCUCCUGCCCAGAAGUGCCCUUGGGUACCCCUGUGGGACUUUUCUGACACAAGUGGGGAGGCGGAUUCCACUGGAGACAGGCUGCGGGACGUGUCGGCAGGAAUGAUUGCCGCCAACGGCAUGCUGCUCCUGCACCAGGCGCUGCAGGUACGGAGGGAUAGAGGGAAUAAUGUGAGGUAUGACGGGAGGAGAUACCUGGAUACAGCACUGAACAUCGCGAGCGAUACUAUUCAGUAUGCGUUUGACAAGGGAGACAGCGCGCGACUGGAUGUUGACGAGAAUGGAAAGGUAAAGGUGCCGGCGGGCAGCUGGGACGCAAUAUUGAGACACUCGACGGCCAAUAACAACCCCGAUGCGGUGAUGAGGUACAAAGACCACGGGCUGGUUUAUGCAGACUACUACUUCCUUGAGUUUGGGAACAAAUUGUUGCGCAUGGGGCUUGUAUGA